Aspergillus alliaceus is the source of this 1097-nucleotide messenger RNA. RefSeq lists its product as uncharacterized. The coding region runs from base 162 to 893 and encodes 243 amino acids. The transcript has a single exon. The record is from RefSeq and is a predicted model, not a curated record. NCBI's taxonomy places the organism in Eukaryota, Fungi, Ascomycota, Eurotiomycetes, Eurotiales, Aspergillaceae.
GUUCCUUCAGGCAGGUCCUCCUGUGGAUGCUUCCCCUCCACCUGAUGAUCCUGGACUGACGACGGUACAGCAUCAGCUACCCGCCCAGUCUGGGUAGUUUCCAGACCCUGCUAGCGCGACUGGCCGCACUUCCGUCAUUGCGUAGCUUAAGCGUGGAUUUCAUGUCCCCGCGCAUCUGGACGGUUCCGAUGACCUUUCACCACCUGCGGCACCUGCACCUCUCCUGCAUUGAACACGAACCCGGGCUGUGUGUGCUUCCGUCGCUCCCUGCCCUCGAGACAUUGGCGUUGAAUUUUUGCUGCUACUGCCUAGACUGCCCAAGAAAUGGCCGGGGGCCCAGCGCCCUUCUCCAAUUCCAUGGUCUCCCACAACUUCGUACUCUGUCCAUUUCUGGUGCGCAGGAGCAAAGCGUAAUCUGGUGCGGUCGAGCUACACAGCUCCAGACUCUCGAGGUCACCUUCUCCAGCGGCAUGGAUCUGAACGGCCUACUUGCCUGUCUCGGACGGGACCUUAAGGAACUCUACAUCUCGGACUGUGAGUUCGUGGCGGAGGAGCCGACCCCCCCGGUUGUGUUUCCCGUCCUGCGGCGGGUGCGGAUACUAGAGUCCCUGUCCAGCCUGGCCUCAUUCUGCUCCGUCGAGGUACCAUUGUCGGCGGUGUUCCAUGUGCGGAUAGAGCCUGAUGACUUUGAAGAUCUGAAGGACUGGCCUCUUGUCUGGGAGCUCCUGACUCGAAAUUCGGUGUCCCUCAGUUUAGCGGGCUCCACGAUCCUUCAAUCUCCGCUGCACCCGACUUCUCGCUUAUCACAAGUCGCAUCGCUUCCGCAUGUGCGGCUCGAAGGACAGAACUGGCCGCGACCAGUAGUCGCUGCCAAGGCCGGUGCCGUCGCGUAAGCGGCGUGUUGGGUCGUUGCUGGGACCAUGCUCACCCUGGGGUCUACGAGAAAGACUAGGCUGAUACAGCAAGGUGGACACCUGGGUGAGACUGUAAGCUCGCGUAAUGGAGAUAUUGACCGCUCCAUCCCUGGAGUGACAGUGAGCCUGUACCAGUGGUCCUCUUGUUUUGAUCUGAUAUCCAGUUUGCUGCACAGAGUUACA